Messenger RNA from Linum tenue, 866 nucleotides. NCBI's taxonomy places the organism in Eukaryota, Viridiplantae, Streptophyta, Magnoliopsida, Malpighiales, Linaceae. The record is from the annotation of a GenBank genome assembly.
CGAAACUCCGAGAUAAACGUCUCACUUUCCUCGCCGCUCUGCUUAUACCACUCGUAGUUGUCCCUGUAGCUCAGCUUGUGGAGACUAAGAGGAUACCGGAGGUCCAAAACCAUAUACACAAACCAUUGGAAACUCGCAUACUCCUGGAAGGAAAGGCGGCGUAGAUCAAGGACAGGGACAUGUUUCCACAAGCGGUUCCAUGCCCGAGACAAAACCGAGGUCUGAACCACGGAUUUGGUGUCGAGGAAUGAAAGGAUGUGAUGAAGAAUCGGUUCUGGAAGAUGGCUUAACCUGUCAGCACUGCUGUUCUACCCUAAAAAUGGAAAAGGGAUCACGGGUUCAGAUACAAAAAUUGAGAAAGAAUAGAAAGAAGAAACAGGAAUCCACCUGUUUUCGAUCACUGUUGACGGAAGCUUGCCGCCGUAUUCCGCGCCAACAGAGUUGCAAACCAAUCGGCUCUCUGCUGCGAUCCAAUAGAGGAGAAACUUGGAUGUUAAGUAGAAGGCUAUGGGCAUUUGAUCAGAUUAAGGAACGCUGCAUUCCACACAACGCAGGAUUUAGGGUUUCAUUUUUAUGCGCCGGGGCUGAAGUUUGGACGACGAUCAUGGAGAUGGGGCUGGAGAAUGGAACACUAGAGGUCUAGACUCUAGAGGAGAGACGCUUUCAGAAAAUGAAAGUGAUUGGAAAAGCGAGGAAAAUGUGGUUAUUUUCCUUGUUUAUUUCCUUUUGGGCUGUGAGUAAUUGGAUCAUGGUAAACAGGCCCAGUUGUCCAAACUAUAAAACUUGAAACCCAAAACCUACAAGCCCAACUCAUUUUCCUAACCUCUACUUGAACCUCCCAUGACCAUUCCAUUUUGCCUAAGAGG